AUGGCGCUGGAUUUAGUCAGCAUUGCCCAACCGCACUACAUACCUGGGUACACCGGUCACUGCCCCGAGUACAAGUAUCGCAUAGGCAACACCUAUGGGUCCACAACUCACAAGAUCCUCCUGGACCCCAGCGUACAGCACUCCGAGAGGCUUGUACUGUCUGACAGAACUGCUGAUGACUUCCAGAUCUACCGACCACCACAAACAGACAUCGAUGUGGUUAACGCAAGGUUUCGCAAUGGGGAUCCAGUCUACAAGCAUCCUAUGAUACCAGGGUAUGAAGGGUUCCUCCCACGAUUGAAUAACCACUUUGGACAGCGGUACACUGUCGCUGCGACAGAAGCGCUGUCAGAAUUUCAAAGGGUUCAACUCAACCAGAGAGCAGCAAGGAACCAGUUAGAAAGAGUGGUCGACUUGCAAGCCGGGAAAGGACAACCUUGGGACCUGCUCGAUAGAUUCUCCGCAACAGCCGAGUUCAAGCUCCCAUUAGUCACUGUGCGACCAGAAUGUGCAGGAAUAUUACGUGACGUACCAAUGGAUGAACCAAAACUGUCACCAGCAUCACAUUCUGUUAGUCCAUACUUCUUGGAAAACGGUCAUCCUGAAAAAUAUAUCAAGAAAGGAUUUUCGGGUCAUGUUCCAUACGGUUUCCAAAGAUUUGGUGAGUCGUCGAAGAAGCUCACAAACUCUGCACUUUGUGAUUUUUCAUCUAACUACAGGCGAAGACAAAGUACUGAAUGGGCACCAGUGAACGUAGUCAAACCGGACCCGCCGCUGUCAAUAAACCCGACGGAAAUCUACCACAAGCACGUCGGUAUGCUGCCAAACUACGCCGGUCACGUUCCUGGGUGCAUGUUCAGGUUUGGGAAAACCUACGGGAAUGACACAAGAGACGCCAAACGGUGGCUUCGUGGAGAUUUCACCUCGUAA
Molecule: messenger RNA, 930 nt
Organism: Spodoptera littoralis (African cotton leafworm)
Lineage: Eukaryota; Metazoa; Arthropoda; Insecta; Lepidoptera; Noctuidae
Source: the annotation of a GenBank genome assembly